Molecule: messenger RNA, 832 nt
Organism: Caenorhabditis elegans
Lineage: Eukaryota; Metazoa; Nematoda; Chromadorea; Rhabditida; Rhabditidae
Gene: C08F11.10
Product: BAR domain-containing protein
Exons: 3
Coding region: 17-802 (261 amino acids)
Source: RefSeq, marked reviewed
AACAACAACAAUAAGAAUGACGAAAGAAAAUACGAAAAGCAUCGCAGACGAUGGACCAUAUUCAGGAUCAUUUUAUGGAUUAGCUGAGGAUAAUGCAAAUCAUGGAAUCUUCUCGUCAAUUCUCAAACGCAAAAAGCGACAACAAGAUAAGCUCUCGGAAGAUGUGAAGAAAAGAUGUGGCCGUGUGGAGUCUUACAAGUCGUGCUGUGACCGUCUUCAUCAAGCUCUCAUGUACAUGCUCGUCGAAAAUGCGGUCACUUCAAAGCAGCUGGUCACCGGAGCAAGAACGGAGCCACACUAUCGCUAUGCCGGACAGUACUUGAAGACUUAUGAAAUCAUUGCAAAUCAGGGAAGAGAUAAGACAAAGUACGAAAGUUUGGAGCCAGCUAUUAAAGCGCUCCUUACACUGGAUUCGGAGCAUGAGAAGAAGGUUCGGAAGCAAUUGGAGAAUCUCAAGCCACUUACCAAGUUCAUUGGAGAGGACUACUGGGAGUAUGUCAGAUUGAAGAAAGUCUAUGCGGAAUCUGUGGAUGGAUACGACGAGGCCGUUGUUCUGCAGAACAAGGGAAAAACUGAAGAUGCUGAGACAGCGGCAACAAAUGCUCAGACUUGGAUGAAUGAUUGCCGUACCAAAUUGAUGGAUUUCAUCACCGUCUCGAUCUCCCAGCAAAAGGCAAAGCAUGCUGAUUGUGUGCUCAAGUUCCGCGACGAAUCCGUCUCUUACCAUAAGAUCAUGGCUGAUUCGAUCACGACUCCCGAGCCGGCAGAGGGCAAGAGUGUGGUUAAAACUCUGAAGCAGUGAGGAAAUUGAACUGAAUAAAUUUUUGAAUUG